ACAAUUUAAAUAAUUAUUUUUAACUUCCGGCCGCAGCUGUAUCUCUUCUAGCAGCAAGCGAGCUUCCACAGGUAAACGCAAAUGGAGGAAACUGUCAUCAAAUACAGACACUGCGGAAGAAACAUUUACAGUUUCUCGCGUCCGAACGGCGGAUAUUCUGAGAGACCUGCAGGAGCCGCUCGGCAGUGUCCGAUCUGUCACCAGAUUCUCACUUUCGGACUUUUAGACGCCCCGGUGUCUGUUCCCUGUCCGCUAAGGGAUGGACACAAAGUCUCCUGCGCGUUUCUGAUAGGAUCUGCGCACGGGCCCUCACAUCUGGGAGAGUGGCAGGACUCAGAGAUCCACGUGGGCCUGUCAGAUUCAGACGGUCUGGUGUACAACUACACACUGUCCGGGGUCCGGCGGGACGAUCGCGGCUGGGAACAGUGUGUGUGUGUGCAGCUCGUCCCUCCGUGGAGACCAGACCUCCGGGAAUUAUGGGAUACACACCUUCAGCUGUUUGCCCUGCUGCCUGAAUGGGCUUCAGAGCGGUUUGAAGAGGAGCGUGAGUUCGGCUCCUGCUGUUAUGGAUUCGCUCUUACCUUCAUAAACCGCAUGCGUUCACUGGACAAUAAAGACCGUCUGAGCAGAGAUGAGUUCACUGGACGGCACAUCUUACCCCGAAUGAAGACCGUGUCCCUUUACAUCAGCAUCUACCAGACAAUAUUACAACACGGGUUUCACAUAGCUAAUACAGUGGAUGACAUGUGAUGGUUCAUUCAUGUGUUUUCCUUCAGCUUAGUCCCUUAUUUAUCAGAGGUCGCCACAGCAGAAUGAACCACCAACUAUUCCAGCAUAUGUUUUACAUAGCAGAUGUAAAACAGUACUGGAAAACACCCAUACACAUUCAUUCACACACAUGUCAACAUGAAACAUUUGAAAACAUGCUACACAGGAGGGCUAACAAUGUUGUCUCCGACUGUAUAUAUACAGCAGUGAUCUCCUCAACCUACUUGACAGCUCUUCAUGAAUUAUUUGCAAGCUGAUUUACGGCUGCCGUGAAUCCCCAGUCAGUGUAGCGUGAUGUGUUUACAGGAUUCAUUUCCCACAUCACAGUCUGAAUACCUGUAAAUACAAGCUUUAAGCAAA
Molecule: messenger RNA, 1128 nt
Organism: Danio aesculapii
Lineage: Eukaryota; Metazoa; Chordata; Actinopteri; Cypriniformes; Danionidae
Gene: mkrn2os.1
Product: MKRN2 opposite strand, tandem duplicate 1
Exons: 4
Coding region: 82-750 (222 amino acids)
Source: RefSeq, a predicted model, not a curated record